AUGCACGAACUAGGUAUUAAACAAUACAACUCGUCAGCUUAUCAUCCGGAAAGUCAAGGCGCUCUGGAAAGGUUUCACCAAACAUUGAAGCAAAUGAUUAAGACAUAUUGUUUUGAAACUGAGAAAGAUUGGGACGACGGCGUCCAUUUCCUUUUGUUCGCGGCUCGUGAGUCAGUUCAAGAAUCAUUAGGGUUUAGCCCAUUUGAGUUAGUUUUCGGUCACACGGUUCGGGGACCGCUCAAGCUUUUAAAGGAAAAGUUGCUUACCGACGACGGUGGUUCAUUGAAUAUUUUACAGUAUGUAACGGACUUUCGUACCAAAUUAACUAAGGCUUGUGACCUAGCACGUAAGAACCUUAAAACAGCUCAAAAUCGCAUGAAGCACAGUUACGACAAAAACACCGUAACUCGGAAUUUUCAGAACGGAGAUAAGGUUCUUGCACUUCUUCCGGUUCCUGGAAACCCCUUGCAAGCUAGGUAUUUUGGGCCCUAUGUUAUAGAAAAGAAAGAGAAUGAUUUAAACUAUGUAAUCAUAACUCCAAAUAGACGUCGAAAUAAACAGCUUUGCCAUGUAAAUAUGCUUAAAGCAUAUCACGAAAGAAAGUAG
This is a messenger RNA of Paramuricea clavata, 606 nucleotides long. The record is from the annotation of a GenBank genome assembly. Lineage: Eukaryota; Metazoa; Cnidaria; Anthozoa; Malacalcyonacea; Plexauridae.